GUGAAGGAAUGCUUGUCACCUACUCCUUUUAAAGUUCCCAAUCUCCCAAUGCUUCUCAAAGUCUCUUAGAGAGAGAGAGAGAGAGAGAGAGGGUAGUAAAAGCUUUGAUCUUAGCUUGCUCUGUUUUGGUCCGUUCUGUGCCAAUGGAGAGGCAUAGAUGCAAGCUUUGUUUCAGGACUUUUGCUAAUGGCCGAGCUUUGGGUGGUCACAUGAAGGCUCAUUUGACCACCUUGCCUCUUCCUCCAAAGCCACUGCAACUCGUUGAGUCCCAUACUGAGUCGGCCUCGUCUUCAUCUUCUUCAUCUGGUGAAGAGCAAGAAGAAGAUGAACAAAGCCUCAGAGAUGCAGAGGAAAAGGCUUUGGCCUAUGGUUUGAGAGAGAAUCCAAAGAAAAGCUUCAGACUUGCAGAUCCUGAGUUCUCUUUUGCAGUCGAUGCUGGGUCUGUGGUCCAGGAUAGAGAGAGCGAGACCGAGUCAAAGAACCCCACUCGUCAAAGAUCCAAGCGAAAUCGGAAACCGAGUGUAGCAGAGAAUCAGGGCGAGAACUUGGAACUGAAGAAGCCAAAGUUGAGAAUACCCAGUUUGGUCGACUCGCCUGAACCGCUGAGUUCGGUUUCUGAUACUUCUCCAGAAGAAGAUGUUGCUAUGUGCCUCAUGAUGCUUUCAAGGGGCAUAUGGAUGGGGAACAACGAGGAGCAAGAUCAAGAACAAGGUAAACAAGUGCAAAGAUCGGUUCAAGUCAAGGUCCAAGAACCAGAGGAACUGGAGGAGAUUAAAAUUAGGAAGGUUCGAGGGAAGCAUUGUUGCGAAAAAUGUAAGAAAAGGUUUCGAUCUUAUCAAGCUUUGAGCAGUCACAAAAGGAUUUGCUAUCGAGAUGAAGCAGGAAAUGAUAGUAACGAGCGAAUCUUUGAAUGCCCGUUCUGUGACAAAGUGUUUGGGUCUGGACAAGCACUUGGCGGCCAUAAGAGAUCUCACCUCUUGGGUUCUUCAACAGCAGCUGCUGCUACUGCAAAUGCUGCUGCUGCAAGUCCCUUGAAACUUGAAUCAACCGUGAUAGAUCUCAACUUGCCUGCUCCAGUAGAAGAAGACGAUUUUAGUGUGGUCUCUGAUGCAUAAUUAUUAUUAUUAUUAUUUUUUAUCUCUAAGAUCAAGUUUACAUCAAUCUUGCUUUGUUUAAUUGGAUAAAAUGGAUUUCCUGUAGGCGGUAGUUAGAAUAUUUCUUCACCUUUGUUAGUACAUCAAUGCUUUUGAAGUUCCUUUAAAGUUUAUGGCAAUUCAUUUAUUAC
Molecule: messenger RNA, 1285 nt
Organism: Juglans regia (Persian walnut)
Lineage: Eukaryota; Viridiplantae; Streptophyta; Magnoliopsida; Fagales; Juglandaceae
Product: zinc finger protein ZAT4-like
Exons: 1
Coding region: 144-1115 (323 amino acids)
Biological process (GO): regulation of DNA-templated transcription
Source: RefSeq, a predicted model, not a curated record